AUGUAACCGUCACGUUGUAUUCACAGAGGAUCUAUGCCGUCAUCCAAACUAAAUUAGUUUAGCUUAAGUUGUUUCAGUCCUCCCAACCUCGGUGCGCCUGAACACAGUUUCAUGACUGGCAGAAUGGCUCAUAAUGUUCCGCAACACGGACGCAACUGUUCAUGGUGUCAGCGGCGAGUUACCUGUAAUAGAUGCAGGUAAAAAGAAAUUGGUCUGCAACUGGGAUUUCUUUAUUUUAGCGCGUCGUUUGUUUUCAUGAAAAAUCGAUCGCUAGGACAUCUUCAGUCUUCAGGGAGCAGAGAGAGUGUGACGGACAAUCCAUACAUUCUAACCAAGGCUACCAAAUUGGAAUGGAUACUCUGGAAAACAGUGAAAGUUCCUGGGCAUCACGUUAAUACAGUCUAGGAAAAGACAGUGGUUACUUCGUCGUGUAAAUACCACCAAGACUUUAAGAAAAGAGAAGUUAAAUGCCAUCGCUCCUGCUAUAAUGGCGUUGUGUCAGUGCUGUUAGUGUCUGGAGAGCUAACGUUGCGUGAUAAAGUCGUGCAAAUUCUGGUCACCUUCCAUGGCUGUCCGUCUGUCGCUAGCUACCUGUUGUGCUGCCUCACAUGGAAUAGAAAGACAGGAACUAACCGUUGUGUGAGAUGGCCUAGCAACCAUGUCUCAGCACUACUAUCGUCGCACAGACAACUCUUCGUACCGGGACCGCAUCCCACUGCGGAUAGUUCGGUCCGAGUCGGAGCUCUCGGUCCAGGAGAAGGUGUACCUGAAUGCGGUGGAGAAGGGCGACUACGCCACUGUCAAGCUGGCCCUGGAGGAGGCUGAGAUUUACUUCAAGAUCAACAUCAACUGCAUUGAUCCGUUGGGACGCACCGCUCUCCUCAUUGCCAUUGAGAAUGAGAACCUUGAGAUCACUGAGCUCUUGCUCAGCUUUAACGUCUACGUUGGGGAUGCCCUGCUUCACGCCAUACGCAAGGAGGUGGUGGGGGCUGUGGAGCUCCUGCUUAACCACAAGAAGCCCAGUGGAGAGAAACAGGUCCAUCCAGUGCUGCUGGACAAGCAGUUCUCCGACUUCACCCCCGACAUAACCCCCAUCAUCCUGGCGGCGCACACCAACAACUACGAGAUCAUCAAGAUGAUCGUCCAGAAGGGCGUCUCCAUCCCUCAGCCCCACGAGGUGCGCUGCAACUGCAUGGAGUGCGUGUCCAGCUCGGACGUGGACAGCCUGCGCCACUCGCGCUCACGCCUCAACAUCUACAAGGCCCUGGCGUCGCCCUCGCUCAUCGCCCUGUCCAGCGAGGACCCCUUCCUCACCGCCUUCCAGCUCAGCUGGGAGCUGCAGGAGCUGAGCAAGGUGGAGAACGAGUUCAAGUCGGAGUACGAGGAGCUGUCGCGCCAGUGCAAGAAGUUCGCCAAGGACCUGCUGGACCAGACGCGCAGCUCCCGCGAGCUGGAGCUCAUCCUCAACUUCCGCGACGACAUCAACAUGCUGGAGGACAUGAACAACAACGAGCUGGCGCGACUCAAGCUGGCCAUCAAGUACCGCCAGAAAGAGUUUGUGGCCCAGCCUAACUGCCAGCAGCUGUUAGCGUCGCGCUGGUACGACGAGUUCCCCGGCUGGCGGCGCCGCCACUGGGCGGGCAAGUUCAUCACCUGCAUCUUCAUCGGCCUCCUCUUCCCGCUCUUCUCCCUCUGCUACCUGGUGGUGCCCAAGAGCCGCUUUGGCCUCUUCAUCCGCAAGCCCUUCAUCAAGUUCAUCUGCCACACGGCCUCCUACCUCUCCUUCCUCUUCCUCCUGCUCCUCGCCUCCCAGCGCAUCGUCUCCUCCACCGACCCCAACCGCCAGGGCCCAGUGCCCACUACUGUGGAGUGGAUGAUCCUGCCGUGGGUCGUGGGGUUCAUAUGGACAGAGAUAAAACAGAUGUGGGACGGGGGCUUUCAUGACUACAUCCACGACUGGUGGAACCUCAUGGACUUUGUUAUGAACUCCCUCUACUUGGCAACCAUAUCUCUGAAGAUUGUAGCCUAUGUGAAGUACAGCGGCUUCAAGCCCAGAGCCAGCUGGGAGAUGUGGCACCCCACCCUGGUGGCCGAGGCCCUGUUCGCCAUCGCCAACAUCUUCAGCUCGCUGCGCCUCAUCUCCCUCUUCACGGCCAACUCGCACCUGGGCCCGCUGCAGAUCUCGCUGGGCCGCAUGCUGCUCGACAUCCUCAAGUUCCUCUUCAUCUACUGCCUGGUGCUGCUGGCCUUCGCCAACGGCCUUAACCAGCUGUACUUCUACUACGAGUUUAAGGACGACAAAGAGAGCUGCAAGGGCAUUCGCUGUGAGCGGCAGAACAACGCUUUCUCCACGCUCUUUGAAACCCUCCAGUCUCUGUUCUGGUCCAUAUUCGGCUUGAUCAGCCUCUACGUCACCAACGUCCAGGCUGAGCACGUGUUCACGGAGUUCGUGGGGGCCACCAUGUUCGGCACGUACAAUGUCAUCUCCUUGGUGGUGCUGCUCAACAUGCUCAUCGCGAUGAUGAACAACUCCUACCAGCACAUUGCUGAUCAUGCUGACAUUGAGUGGAAAUUUGCCAGAACUAAGCUGUGGAUGAGCUAUUUUGAAGAGGGAGGCACGUUACCCUCCCCAUUCAACAUCAUCCCCAGCCCCAAAUCUGUCUGGUACCUCAUCCAGUGGAUCAGGCGGAACAUCUUCAAGGAGAGGGAGAAGCUGACAGAGUCGUUCGGGUCCUUAGGGAGGAAAGCUGCAGAAAAUGUUCGAAUAAAGCACCAGUAUCAGGAAGUGUUGAGAAACUUGGUGAAACGGUAUGUGGCAGCCAUGAUCAGAGAUGCAAAGACAGAAGGUGGCCUCACAGAGGAAAACUUUAAGGAGCUGAAGCAGGACAUCUCCAGCUUUCGCUAUGAGGUGCUGGGCAUGAUGAAGGGCAAUCGGAGCUGCAUGCCAGCCCUGAGUCCCCGGGAGGGUGCCUGUGGUUUCAGCGACCACCUGCUGCCCUACAGCCUGCCCCCCGCGCUGGGGCCCAGCUCCCAGAGAGCCAAGCUCAACCUGUACGAAGUCACCACCAUUCUGCAGCACCACAACGUGGAUGCCACGGCUUCAGCAGAGCCCAUUGGCAGCAUUGCUAACGGCACGGCUAACCCUCCGUGGGGCGAGGCAUGCUUGUACUCUUCCAAGUCCACGUGUUCUGCUGCCUGCAGCCCUGCCUCAUCCUCCUCCUCCUCCGCCUCCUCCUCCUCGGCCUCCGCUUCCUCCCGAGAGCGGGCGUCCAGGAAGGACUUCCCCAAGGACAUCUCCAACUUCGGACUGUUCCAGAAGAGUCAGAGCAAGAAGAGCAGCCGGGGCCCUAGCCAAAGUAGCAUUUACUCACUGUCAGAAGAGGCAGACGAGUCGGACGGGGAGAAGACAGGGGAAAAAGCGGGGGAGGAACAGCACGAGGAGGCGGAGGCGGACAGGGAAGGGGAGGAAGAGAGACAGCCACUGUCAAGUCAGGAGGAAAGAGAGAAGAACAAACGGAUGAGCAGAGAGGAGGAGACACAAGAAGAAGAGGAGGAGGAAGAGGAUGGGACGGAGACAGGGAUGCAGGAGGAAGAAAAAACUGAGCCCCUCUUGAGGAAGCUGAUGAAGGAUCAGAACACUCCCCCUGUGCAGGAAGACACGUAACUUGGCACGGAGUGAAGAACCAAAAGAGUGAUUGGAAGGGCGCAGGCAGACAUGAAAUGUUCCACUGGAACCUGCACAACCUGUUGAGGAGGCGAACCUGGAGCCUUGUGCUUUUAUUGUCUCAGGGAAAGGUGUAGACUUGCUUUUGUCAAUAUGGGGAUUAGAAGGCUAGGAUGCCCAAAUAUCACAGUCAUCACAGGAAAUGUGUUGUGAACAGAGGAAGUCCUUUUAUUGUCAGUGGUGUUCUGAGGGACUGAGGCAAAAAUUUGAAUGAAAAUGGUCAUAACGUCAGCUCAGUUACCUACCCCUUGUCCACACCAGAACAUGUUCUCUUGGAGGUAUUCACCACUCAGAGCAAUAGCUACUGUAAACUCUCCACAAACCCUGUACUUUGCUGCCCCUGCCUGACUUUGCUCUUUUGCACAACAACAUGCCUGAAUAAUGAUCCACGUCAGACCAGAUCGAAGUGGGCACAGGAGGAGUUGGAUAUCUGAGACAAGUUCAAUGACUUCACAGGGCUGCUUCGCGACAUGGCAGUAAAGGAGUACGAGCAUUCCCGCCAGAAAUGGCCUAUGAUCAAACGAUACUUAAAGGAUUUCUAUGAACUCCUGAUGAUGUCUAUGCAAAAGGCUUAAAUUUACACAACUGGCUUCAUAGAAAAAAUAGAACUUGCUCUUUAUUAACCUCUUUGCAGGUAUCACUAACCACAACAAGCUCUUCAUAGGAUUUCUUCAUAAUAGUCCUCAGUACUUUGGCAUGUAAUGUGCUUAUUAGUAAAACAAAAAAUUAACCAGAUAUGUGUAUUUAUAGCUAUAUAUGUGUAACUAUAUAUAGCUAUAACUCCAGGCAGUGUGUCUACAUACAGUCUGGUAAAAUGCUGAAUUCUGUAUGCAGUCUCAACGGUUUGAUUCUUUUUAAUACCUUAAGUUAGAGUGGAUGCAAAUAGAUCAAUUCAUGAAGUCAAUGAAUCAAUAAACAUAGAUGUA
Molecule: messenger RNA, 4650 nt
Organism: Clupea harengus (Atlantic herring)
Lineage: Eukaryota; Metazoa; Chordata; Actinopteri; Clupeiformes; Clupeidae
Gene: trpc4b
Product: transient receptor potential cation channel, subfamily C, member 4b
Biological process (GO): regulation of cytosolic calcium ion concentration; calcium ion transmembrane transport
Cellular component (GO): cation channel complex; plasma membrane
Molecular function (GO): inositol 1,4,5 trisphosphate binding; store-operated calcium channel activity; protein binding
Source: RefSeq, a predicted model, not a curated record